Molecule: messenger RNA, 5295 nt
Organism: Venustampulla echinocandica
Lineage: Eukaryota; Fungi; Ascomycota; Leotiomycetes; Helotiales; Pleuroascaceae
Exons: 11
Coding region: 1-5295 (1764 amino acids)
Molecular function (GO): protein binding
Source: RefSeq, a predicted model, not a curated record
AUGUCGUCGAAACGAGGGGCAGCCGACGAGAAUGCCUUAAUGGGAGCGGCACCAGCACUACCUACAGCCUUGCGACAAGAUCAUGCAUACCGAGCACGUGGUCUACCGUUGGGCUUCACUGAUCAACAGACUAUCGAACUAAUCUCAAGGCUUUUCAAACUAGACAAUAACACUUCUGAUCUGCGAAUCAGAUCGCUUGCCAAUGCCGUUACGGGACGUACGAUGGUGGCUGUACUGAGCUUCCAAACAAUUCCUGUAGAGCUCUCAGGCUGUGGAAACGAGUGGUCUUUUGAUAUUGGAGGUCUCCUUCAAAAUCUUCAAGCCGACGAUGGAAACAAAUCUCAAAUUCGUACUCUCACGGUUGACCACCACUUCCAUGGCUUCACGGUGCUCAGUUCCCCAUCUCCGCGUGAUCAUGAAGUCGAUUGCAUUGCAAUCUCAGGCUUAGGUGGCCAUGCUUUCGGGUCCUUUAAGGAAAAGGGUGGCUCAUAUAUGUGGCUUUGUGACGAGCUCCCAAGCGACCUUGCAACGACUCGAAUUAUUAUCUACGGCUACGAGUCACAGCUGCAUGAUAGUCAGAGCUUUCAGGAUCUUGAGGCUCUUGCUACUACGCUAAGAACGUCGUUGAAGAGCGGCAUACUUAGUGCAGAGUGCAAGCCAGUAUUUUUCAUUGCUCAUAGUUUAGGUGGAUUGAUUGUCAAGGAGGCCAUAAUUCAGAUGCGUAAUGCCCGUGAUCACCACCUGGAUAGUUCGAUUUAUGGAGCCCUGUUUUUCGGAGUCCCCAAUCAGGGCAUGGAUAUCAAAUCACUCAUCCCAAUGGUAGAAAACCAGGUUAACCAGAACCUCUUACACUCACUUAGUGCCGAAUCUCAACUACUCCGAGAACAGCAAAGAGAAUUCCCAGAAGCCUUUGACUCUCGCGAGUCAAAAAUUGUGUGCUUCUAUGAGACAGUUACGUCACCAACAGCAGUCAAGAGAGGUGAUAAAUGGUAUAUGGAUGGACCUCGCGCUAUUCUUGUCGGCUCGGCAUCUGCAACCCAUGGUCGUCCUUGGGAGAACGAGGCUCAUGAUGUCCAAGCCAUUAAUCGUGAUCACUCGCAGCUAGUGAAGUUUAAAGCCAACGAUGAAGUCUAUGAAAGGGUUCUUGGUACAGUGAAGGAUUUCGUCAAGGAAGCUUCUGCAGCGAAAAGGGGGCAUGAGGUAGAUGCAGGAGAAUUGACUGAAGAUGAUACCGCCUGUCUUAAAUCGUUGAACUUCCUUGAAAUGGGGUACCGGCAAGAGGAGGUGCUAGAUGCACGUGCAGACUCUUGUGGCUGGAUCCUUGAACAUGAGACUUAUCAAAGAUGGAUUGACGAUCCACACGGGCUGUUAUGGGUAAAAGGGAAGCCUGGCUCGGGAAAAUCGACGUUGAUGAAACGGAUAUUUAAGGAAGAUGCAGCACAAGCAGACGUACACUUAUCAUUCUUCUUCCACCGGCGUGGCGUUCAACUACAGCAGACGUUUACCGGCAUGUUACGAACAAUGUGUUAUCAACUAAUAUCUCAGUGCGCUCCUGCUCGGGCGAUAUUCCGCGCUCGUUAUAAUGACAAAAAGGAAUUCGGGCGCUAUGGUCAAGAUUGGGAUUGGCGCGAGGUGGAGCUUAGCCAAUUGCUGAAAUCUGCUAUAGCAGUCGCAACCCAAUCCCACGCCAUUAGCAUUUUCAUAGAUGCUCUCGACGAGGCCAGUGAGGGCUCGGCAGAAUCCAUCGUUACCUAUAUCUAUGAGGUGCAUGAGGAGUUUCAAAAUUCUGCAAGGCGAACCAGCAUCUGCUUCUCUUGUCGUCACUACCCUAUAGUGAGCUGCAACGCUGGGGUUGAAGUGUGCAUGGAAAACCAGAACGAAGACGAUAUCUCAGCUUGUGUCCAUCGAGAGCUUUCGGCGAAGAUCCAUGAACGUAAACGCCAAUCGUGGGCAAAUGAUCUCAAGCGUCUACAAAACAAAAUUGCAAAUAGCGCUUGUGGAGUGUUUCUAUGGGCAAGUCUUAUUGUUCCCCUCGUUGCGAAGGAGUACAACAAGGGAAAGAGUCUUGAUCGUGUGCUAGAGAUAUUGCACAAAGUACCGCGUGACUUGGACUCUAUCUAUAAGCAUAUUCUAACGACUCUGAUCGAUGACGAUGAUCGGGAAGACUCACUGCAUCUGAUGCAGUGGAUCUGUUUUGCAAAACAGCCCCUCUCACUCACCGAACUUCGCUACGCAUUGGCCUUGGAUGACUCGGCGAUCCAUGAGUUUCAGACAUGUAUUCAAGAAUCUGAGGGCUUUGUAGAGGACGAUACACAGAUGAAGCAGCUGAUCACGAGUCUGUCUGGUGGACUGGUCGAAGCUAGACAGCACUACAGCUCGGACCUAGUUCAAUUUAUUCAUCAAUCAGUAAAUGACUAUCUGCUCAAAGGUGGCUUUGCAUGGAUUGGAUUACAAAGUCAGCAAAACAUUGUUGGGCAGGGUAACGAUCGGCUCACCAGGUCCUGUAUCAAUUACUUGAAACAUGGAGAGGUCUCCGAAGCCGAAAAGCUGAAACUUUUAUCGCUAUAUAACGCCCGAGAAGAAAUUCAAACCAUGCCAUUGCUACAAUACGCUGUCAGGAACUGGUUUAUACAUGCGGAGGCAGCAGAAAGUAGAGGAAUUGCCCAGAAUUAUCUUAUCCAAAAAUUCAAUUGGCCGGAUACGCACUGUUUCGAUCUCUGGGUUGCCAUUUCCCGAUGGACUAACCACCCAGAUGAACUUAAGCGCCCAGAGCUUUCAUCAACGCUAUUGCAUACUGCAGCAGCUUCAAAUCUUGAAAGUAUUGUACAAGAACUGCUCGAGACUGGAUCAUUCUUAGAAAGGGAAGAUGCUGAGGGCAAUAGACCAUUACACUUUGCCGCUCGAUUUGGCCACGACAAGAUAAUCCGGAUGUUAUUGAAAUCCAAGGCAGAUAUCCAAGCCAAGAAUUCUGACGGACGCACAGCUCUCGAGCGUGCAGCUUCCGGAGGACAUUGUAGCACUAUCGAAAUAUUGAUAAAUGGCGGCGCGGAUGUGAAUUGUUCUACAGGCGAGUCAGGAAAUGCAUUACACGGUGCUGCACUUUCUGGAAGCCAUCUAGCAGUAAGGAUGCUAGUCCUAAACGGCGCCAACGUAAAUGCUCAAGGUGGAGAAUAUGGGAGUGCCCUUCAAGCAGCAGCAUAUAAAGGGAACGAGUCCGUUGUUAAGCUACUCCUCGACCACGGAGCUAAUGUGAACGCUCAAGGUGGAGAAUACAGGAGCGCCCUUCAAGCAGCAGCAUUUAGUGGAUUCGAGUCCAUUGCUAAGCUACUCCUCGACCAUGGAGCUAAUGUGAAUGCUCAAGGUGGAGAAUACAGGAGCGCCCUUCAAGCAGCAGUAGCUACGGAAAACGAGUCCAUUACUAAGCUACUCCUCGACCACGGAGCUAAUGUGAACGCUCAAGGUGGAGAAUUCGGGAAUGCCCUUCAAGCAGCAGCAGCAUAUAGGGGAAACGAGUCCGUUGUUAAGCUGCUCCUCGACCACGGAGCUAAUGUGAACGCUCAAGGUGGAAAAUACGGGAAUGCCCUUCAAGCAGCAAUAGGAUAUGGGGGAAAAGAGUCUAUUACUAAGCUACUCCUCGACCACGGAGCUAAUCUCACCUGUCAAGACAAUCAAGGCCGAAACACACUUCAGCUUGCUGUCAGAGGAAAUUGUCACCAAGUCAUAGAUCUUAUCUUAACUAAGACGGAAACACCAGAUUGGAGUUAUCAAGACUUGCAAGGCUGCUCCACUCUUCACAUUGCUGCAUCAGGCGCAUCAGAUCGGACCCUUCAGCUUAUUCUGCAGUCAAAUAUCAAUAUCAAUCUUGCGGAUACGUACGGAUGGACGGCACUUCAUUGGGCUUGUCGAAAUGGCAGUCAUGAAACAGUCCAAAUCCUGAGAGAGUCUGGAGCGGAUUCGAACAGCAGAGAUAAUAAAGGUUGGACACCGCUUGAUGUUGCUACGUUUUGUAGAAAUGGCUCAUUAAUCUCGGUUUUCCAAGAUGAAGUGAAGCAGGGAGAGCUGAAGCAGCUGAUUAGCAAACCUGGUAAACGUCAAAAUUGGGACUGUAGCUCUUGUUAUCAUGGUUACUCCUUUUCAUAUCUUUUCAGGAGACUAUACCUGGGUACUUCUUACGCACGGACUAAAUAUUGGCGGAUCGCCUCCCCUCACUACAAGAACACCGCGGCGAGAUCUACGAGUUCGUCGACAGCUAGUAUGCUAGAACCACCUUUUUCUCGACUCAUUUUCCCUACCCUACUACAGAAGACCACAUUGACAGCUGGCAAUGACGUCGCAUCUGCCUUGCCAACUGGAUCACCGAGAGCCUCAAUUCGAUAUAUACCGCCUGUAGCUGUUCGUGAUGGGAGCACACUUGCGAGAACGAAAGAUAACCCAGACGCAUAUUAUACAACAGAGCUACGGACUGAGCGCCUUGAUGGGAUCAAGCCUUAUUUGUGGCUAGCUGGCGUUCCUAGUUGUGCAAGAGCUUUGCAUCGACAGCAGCUCUUGGGUCGCGAGAUUCUUCUCACCGAAGACCCUAACGAGCACCUUGUUUGGCACGAAACUCGCAUUUUUAUCAAACCAUUUCCGUCUUUCUUGUUUGAUAUCGACUGCUGGGCCGAAAAGUUAUGCAGUCAGAAGCAGCUACAUGAAGCUGCCUGCGGCUUCGUCCUGUCAUAUGCAUGGCUUGUCAGACAUCAGAGCGACCUUCGAAUCGCACAUGAGCAGGGACUACUACCACACAUUAUUGACUGGGAAACCUGGACAGAGUUUGUCGACGACUUCCUUCAACACAUUGAUUUGCAGUCUCUCGGUGGCAUCUCACCUAGAUUUCAAUAUGGCGAACUACGGCUUUCUCGAUUGAACAAGAUCUAUCGUAUAAUAGGCUUUACCCGACGAGGCUUGAUUCGAGGGUAUAUAACAGCACCGACAUGGUAUCAGGACUUCUUCGCUCGUAACUUUGCCUGGUUACUGGCAAUAUUUGCUUUUAUGUCUGUGGCGCUGUCUGCGAUGCAGGUGGUCGUAGCUGUUGCAAGAGGUGGCGCAGCUUUUGAAGAUGCAUCUUACAGCUUCUCAAUAGUCUCGUUGUUCGUGGCAGCUGGGACAGCUUUGAUGUUUCUAGUUGUGUGGGUUGUACUUUUCGCAUAUCACCUGGUUUCUGCUGGGAUAAACGACCGACACGUUGUCAAUAAGAGAAAGAACUCUGCGCAGGUUCAAGGGGAUCUGGGACACCGGACGGGCUCUAAAGUAGUGUAG